AUGCCUGUACCUACCCGUUUCCCUAGCUCAGUUAACUUUACUACCCUAUCCUACAGUGUUUUCCCUCGUGAACUCACUAAGGCUUAUGAUGCCGACUCAAAGCGUGCAGUCAGUAUAAGCCUUGGUAUAAUCUUUGGAAUCCUACUACCUAGCUUGAUUGUCAGUAUAUAUUACUGCGUUUGCUACAAAAAAAGACGUAACCAUAAGAGUCCAAACGACGAAGAAACUUUCUGUACAAGCGUUUGCGGCGAUUUGGCCAGGUGUACGGUAUCGGAACAUGGGAACACCCAUGGGAAAUGCAGCAGUGAUAUAGAUACCAUAGGUGGCCCCAAGAGUCAGAUACGAGGUAACCCCGGAUAUCAAGAUACGAGCACGCAUACCAUGAAUACAACCCCAAAUGAGAGAACGGGUCGAAGUCAACAUCGUCAAGAAAUAUCAAGUCGACAACGUAAUGGCUUCCAGGAAAAUCAUGGAAGAAGAUAUCGGCAACGGGCGAUAAAGGUCAGAGACCCCAGACUAGGGACUGAACGUAGCGCUAGAAGAGCUCGCAAAAAGGGGAGCAAACCUAGGCGGUCCGAAGCACUGGUCUCGAAGUUAGAAACAAACUCAAUUAGCCCAGAACCAUAUAUACCAAGACAACGAACAAACUCACCACCUUUUGAUCUCACGGUUCCCUCUCGGUCCACUCAGGAAAACCCACCAGAUUCUGAUAAUCAUCAGGUUCCUUUCCAGAGCUACACACGAACUCGGCCACGAAAAAGUUCGAGAACAGGAAUCCUGCAAUCACAGGCGCCGAGCCAAGAUAGUAAUUCUGAUGUCUCAUACCCAGAAAAAUCUCACAUUCCACCUCUUAAACCAAUUGUUUCUAAGCCUCGGCCAUUGCGGGAGUUCGGGUCUGAGAACGACAUCAAACAUGAGGAUAGAAGGUUUUAUUCGUCUGAGAGAUUGGAUUCUGGAAAGUUUGCGUCCCCAGGAUAUUGCAUUUCUGAUAUCAACGCGCCUCCGUGGUCCAGUUCUGCCCGCCUUAUAGAACCUAUACCUCUUCCACUCAAUAUCCACCAAAACGUCAGCGCGAUCUCAUUUGAGGAAACACAUGGAAUAUCUAUCGAUAUUAACAGCGCCAUCCAUGAUAGAGAGGAAUUUGUGGCUUCCCGAAGUACUAUGGGCGGUGCUAAAUCGACAGAGCCCAAGAUUGAGCUAAAGCACCCUGGCACGUUGGUUGAUUUUGGGCGAAACAGUAGCCUAAGUAGAAUUUCCACCAUAUCCCGUGCUUCUAGAGACAUAGAUAUAGCGCAAGAUCCAGUGCCUGUGGGACCAGUAAUGAAUUCCAUAAUACGACAAUCUACGCCUAUACCUAUACAAAACCCAUCACCGAACUCGCUCACAACCAUCCUUAAUUCUCUCGAGAGAAGCCCCCAGUGGUCUGAUGAUAUAUCAUUGAACGCUAGCAUAGGAGCAAGUGACCCCGACAUCGCUUCAGACUCCCCUGUCAGACAUGAUUCGGGGGUAAUCUCUCCAACACUUCUUCGAAACAACGUUCCCCAUGUUUCUAUGGUUUCAAGCUCACCUAUGAAUGCUCGAAUCGGCGAUCGCUUGAGGGCAGACUCGCAAAGCUCCCCAACAAAUCUCAACACAACUUAUACUUCAGAAGAAGUCAUAAAUUAUCACUCGUCUUCCAGCUCAUCUUCAGAAUCUGUUGCCUCAAAGCCCUACUACAGGCCUCUAGGCUCACCUGUAGCUUCAGAUACUAGUUCUGUUAUCAGCAUGGCUGGUUAUCUCCUUGGAGCUGGUAUCCUAGGUCGUGAAUCUAGAGAUAAAUUUGAGUUCAACGAUCUAGAUUCUGUAUAUCGUCCAGUAGCAAGCUCUAUCGAAUCGGUUGAGGUUGGAAAAAUCGGAACUCGUUUUGUCCCUACCUCAAUGUCCUCCUCUUCGACAUUGGGCUACGAUGUUAUUUGCGCAUCGCCAUCUCUUGAUGAGAUCACAGUCCGCGACAACAAUCAAAUUACAUCCUCAAGACUCCCCAGAAAUAUAGGCAGUGAGGCUGUUUCCCUUUCUAGAACGCCUAUGUUAGUAGGAUUAAGAGAUACGAACACGGUUGGUAUAACAUAUGGGUCACCUCAAAAUUCAUCAGGGUCAGCCUCAAACGGCAACUCGCAGGGCCGUCGAGGAAAUCACGUCUCCACUUCAGAAGUCACAAUCCAUUAUCAUCCAGGAAAAUCAUCAGCCAGUACUGUUUCUCGGGGGUCCCAUAAUCCCAAAAAUAUUGCUGCCUCACGGAUAGUAAAUCCAUUGCCUAAAAGGAUUGACACUAAGAGUAUAAGGCGUCGUGGGGUCAAAACAGAGGAAACGCAAAGAAUGAGAGGUUCUGGACAUGAGUUCCGGGGUAUGCAGAGAGCUGAGCAGGUGCAUAUAGCAAACUUUCCCAUGGGGCAAUUAAAGUACAGGGCGACAGUGGAGAGCGUUGUUGAUAGUGAAGAUGAAACAAAUCGUCCGCAUUUUAUAGAAGAUCAGGGGUGA
Morchella sextelata is the source of this 2517-nucleotide messenger RNA. RefSeq lists its product as uncharacterized. NCBI's taxonomy places the organism in Eukaryota, Fungi, Ascomycota, Pezizomycetes, Pezizales, Morchellaceae. The transcript is spliced from 3 exons. The coding region runs from base 1 to 2517 and encodes 838 amino acids. The record is from RefSeq and is a predicted model, not a curated record.